This is a messenger RNA of Cyphellophora attinorum, 1557 nucleotides long. RefSeq names its product putative transporter. The record is from RefSeq and is a predicted model, not a curated record. The transcript is spliced from 3 exons. The coding region runs from base 1 to 1557 and encodes 518 amino acids. Gene Ontology annotation, biological process: transmembrane transport. NCBI's taxonomy places the organism in Eukaryota, Fungi, Ascomycota, Eurotiomycetes, Chaetothyriales, Cyphellophoraceae. Gene Ontology annotation, molecular function: transmembrane transporter activity. Gene Ontology annotation, cellular component: membrane.
AUGGCAACCACCCAUGAGACCUACAAGGAGCCGGCCAUCAUCCACGAGAAGUCCGAUAAGCUUCACUCGGAAUAUGCUGCCGACGAAGAAGGCAAGGCCAUCGCCCAAGUGGACUACAGCGGUUCCCACGAGAAGACCGACCCUAAGGAAAUCGCCCUCGUGAAGAAGCUGGAUCGCUGGAUCAUGCCGUACGUCUUCGUCCCCGCCUCCUCCCCGGUUCUGCUGGGACGAGACACCUCUUUCUAUCCUUCACGCGGUCCCUCUUCCCGCAUUGCUCGUGAGACACUUUGGGGCAUGUACUGGCUGAACUACCUCGACCGUAACGCCAUCGCCCUUGCGCGCCUCAACGACCUCGAGGAGGAUCUCAACCUGACUGGGUCACAAUAUCAAACCUGCGUCAGCAUCCUCUUUGUGGGCUAUUUGCUUGGCCAGAUUCCUUCCAACAUGAUCCUCACCCGCGUCCGCCCUUCUUGGUAUAUGGCCGGCUUCAUGGCCCUCUGGGCUGUUGUGUCUGCUCUGACUGCAUUGUCCAAGGACUUCACUGGUCUUCUGCUUACACGCUUCUUCCUUGGUGUGACUGAGGCGCCGUACUAUCCUGGAGCUCUGUUCAUGUUGUCCAUUUUCUAUACUCGCAAAGAGAUUGCCACACGCAUCUCUAUCCUCUACACCGGCAACAUCCUCGCCACAGCCUUCGCCGGCCUCAUCGCCGCUGGCAUCUUCGAAAUGGACGGAGCCGCCGGAAUCUCUGGCUGGCGCUGGCUUUUCAUCAUCCAAGGUGUCGUGACCUUUGUGGUCGCCCUCGCCUCUGUGUUCACUUUGCCGGAUCAUCCACUAACAACCCGCUGGCUCACCCCCGAAGAGCGCCAACUCGCACACGACCGCAUUGAGCGCGACACCGUCGGCAAUAGAUUCCAGUCCUCGACCUUCAACGGCCUGAAGGAAGCCGCGAAGGACCCCAAACUCUGGCUCUUCGCAUUCAUGCAACACAUGCAUCUUGCCGCCAAUGGCUUCAAAAACUUCUUCCCGACUGUCGUUGGCACACUGGGCUUUAACCGCACCAUCACCCUCACACUCACCUGCCCGCCCUACCUCAUCGCAGGCAUCAUCUCCGUCUACUGGUCCUGGCAAUCAGGCAAGUACAACGAGCGAACAUGGCACAUCACCGCGGCCAAAAUCGUCGCUAUCGCCGGUUUCGUCCUCGGCAUGGCCACGCUCAACAUCGGCGUGCGCUACUUCGCCAUGGUCGUCUUCUCGAUCGGCACCUAUGCCGUCAACAGCAUCAUCCUGGGCUGGGUGGGUGCCACCUGCGGACAGACUCGCGAGAAGAAGGCUACUGCGUUGGCGAUUGUCAAUACUAUUGCCAAUGCGAGUUUCAUCUGGACACCUUAUCUGUGGCCCAAGAGCGACGAGCCCAGGUAUGUGAUUGCGAUGAGCUCGAGUGCGGCGUUUAGUGCGGCUUGUGCAGCGGGAGCUUGGGUCAUGAAGAUUUGGUUGAUUAGGGAGAACAAGAAGAUCAAGCAGAGUGAUAAUGAGGCGACGAUGUUUUAUGCUUACUAG